Molecule: messenger RNA, 2097 nt
Organism: Plasmodium coatneyi
Lineage: Eukaryota; Apicomplexa; Aconoidasida; Haemosporida; Plasmodiidae
Exons: 1
Coding region: 1-2097 (698 amino acids)
Biological process (GO): regulation of DNA double-strand break processing
Cellular component (GO): site of double-strand break; nucleus
Molecular function (GO): protein binding
Source: RefSeq, a predicted model, not a curated record
AUGAAGGAAAACGACGCAGGGAAAAAUCCAAGCGGAAAGUCACUUGACUUGGGCAACCAAAGCGAUGACGUUGUGGGGGACGAUGAAUACCCAGAGGAAUUUUCCGAGUCGGACGAAUGCAAUGAGUUCUCAGAAGGGAGCAACGUUGGUAGCGACGAAGGAAGCGAUGAAAAAAGGGGAAAGCGCAGCGAAAGCCCAAGCGCGAGUAGUCUGCAACCAGAGAAGGAAGAACCCUCAUUUGCUAAAAUGAAGGAAGAGGUGCUGCAUGUGCACAAGAAAAAUAUAAGCGGACUGAAGACAGUACGAAAGGGAAGUAGCCUCAUCCUAACCGGCAACGAUAACUGCAUCCGCAUAUAUGAAUUUCAAAGUAUGAACAAGGAGGAAAAGAGCUGUUCCAAACUUAUAAGCCUAGCAGAAGGGUCCAUCAUUCAGUCAGUAGAUGCAACUAGUAACCUAAUCUUGGUGGCGAAUGGAAAUAAAUCAUAUGUAUAUGACCGUACAGGGAAGGUAGUGAAAAAUACUAUCAGGGGGGACAUGUAUAUUACCGAUGUUAAUAAAACUAAGGGACACACGAGAAGUGUUAACUGUUGUCGGUUCCAUCCAUGUAACGAAAAUAUCUUCGUAAGUGCAAGCCUCGAUAGUACCGUUAGAAUUUGGAACUUAGAGAAAAAUAAUUGUUACGGGAUCGAUAAAGAAUUAGUACACCACCAAUGUUUAAAAGUGCUGAAUGAAAAGAACAUGGUGCAAAAUAAUGUCCUCUGUUGUCAGUUCGUCCGGGAUGGAAACUCCAUCAUCCUGGGGUGUGAAAACGGACAGAUAGAAGUGAGAAAUAAAAUAUCCAACGAUUAUAUGUAUAGCCCAAAACCUAAGCAAUACAUUCAUAGGGAUGUUUCCCAUUCGGACGCCGUUGUAGACAUUUUGACGUGCAAAAAACGGGAUCACUUUUUUUUUACCAGGAGUUUGGAUAACACCGUUAAGUAUUGGGAUAGGAGGAAUCUACAAAGGUGUGUUAAAACUAUUCAAUGCAUUCCGACCAUUUUUAAAAACAGCAACAUGUCUUUGUGGGGCGGUGAUGAGCGGUACCUCGUGCUGGGCACACAGGAAAGGAAAGAAGUAAUAAUAAAUGAGGUACCUCUAAAUGAGGGUGCUACAGCAGACCAAGGGGUUAGUGGUUCCUAUGGAAAAAAUUACACAACCCAGGAACUGAAAAGGAAGGGAGCCGACUCAUAUGCCAAUAAUUAUGUGAAGGUCUACCAGGGGGAUGAAGACAUGGAGCAGUUCCUAAACGAAGUGGCUGCUUCGAACAAAACGGAAAAGUUUAUAAAAGGUGCACUAAAGAUUUACGACACGUACGGGGAGGUUUUCAGUUUGGUGUACGAAAGGCAAUACGAAGAGGCAGGUAUCAUAUGCACGCAUUUUAAUGACCACAUAAAUCAGCUCUUUCUGGGCACCACGGAUGGGAACUGCAUCGUAUAUUAUGAUGACAGCGAUGGCGACCAACACAUGGGUGCUGAUCAGCGCAGUGGGGAAACGCCCAUGGGAAGGAAAAAAAAAGGAGGCGUCCUUGAGUACCUAUACAAAGGCGUAAAACGAAAACAACAGGAAAGUACCUCCUUUUACACCAACUCUGAACACAUAUAUAACCUGGAUAAUCUGCCAAAGGAAAUAAAAAUAACUGACGCUGGAAAUGUUCUUAUAAGGAAGGACGUGAUGAAUAAGAAGGUUAAAAUGAACCCCAAACUUAGCUCCUUCACAGCGAAUGCAUAUGAGAAGAAGAGGCAAGUUGGUAUGUACUCUAAAUACAUAGUAGAUGAUAAGCCUAGUGAGAAGAACUUAUCAAGCAGCCAAACCAACAAGGGUAAUGAGUAUGAAGAGGAAGAUAUUGUCGAAAAUUUACGAAAAAGAGAACAGAGCAAACAAGGGGAUGACUAUUUUAUGAAUGUCUACAAAUAUACGCAGCCGCGUGCCAUAAUUGACUACUCCUCUGGUGAGGAACAAGAAUACUCGGAGCUUCUGAAAAAACCCAAAUGCCCCCAGUGCGGGGUUAAGAACUGCGUCUGCGGGUUUAUGCGCUCGGGGAGGAAGGGUGCCAGAUAA